AGCGGGCAGCAUACUUAGAAACAAGUUUAUUGAAUUGUCCUGUUGCAUGCAAACUUCUAUACUCAAUGUGGUUUGGUUGGUCACUGACGGUUAGUUGCAUUAAUUAAGACCAGUUGGGUCUCCAAGGAGACGGGGACAUCAGAGGAAAAUAAGUCGCACCCAACUUACUUUUCUGACUCAUCACACACAAUGUUUGCAGAGCCAUCAUCUGCAGAGAUUAAAAUACAUUUGGCGAGGUACGAGUUUGUUUGGUCCUCAAUUGUGCCAUUUUGUUCUUACGACAUCUUACUUAGGCUGAGUAAUACCGUAUUACUUUUCCACAUGAAGUAUGCUGACCCCUUAAGCUGUAGGGCGUACUAGAAAUACGAUAGCAAAGCAUUAAAAUGUGUCUUGAAUAUGUCAUGUCUUGGCUGUCAUAGAGCCACCAACAAAUUGGGACAGGAUGGAUAAAAAGACUCUGAAAAUAGUGGAUCUGUCUCCAAGCUCCGAACAGUACAAACGGGUUCAGGCAAAUUUCCUGCAAACAUCCAAAGUUCCCAAUACGGCAACCUCUGCAACAUUUACAGUGGUCAAGAUACAGAGGAUUCAGAGCAAAGACCAAUGGCAGAUAUACGCUGUGAAAAAACAUAUGCUUGAAAAGAAAUAUCCCCGUAACAAGAAUGAGAUGGACCUUUACCACGGCACUACAGCUGAGAUCUGCCAAAAGGUCAACAGCAAUGGCUUCAACAGAAGCUUCUGUGGAAGAAACGCCACUCAGUACGGCAACGGAACCUAUUUUGCCAAGCAAUCCUGGUACUCGUGCGACGACACGUACUCUAACCCGGACGCCCAGGGGCUGAAGUACAUGUACCAGGCUCGGGUGCUGGUGGGGAUGCCCUGCCUGGGGACUCCUGGCAUGGUGGAGCCGGCCCCCCUGGACCCCAGUAACCCCUACUCCGGCCUCCACGACUGUGCAGUCGAUAACGUCCAGAACCCCUUCAUUUAUGUGGUGUUCAGCGAUGCAGGGGCAUACCCCGAUUACCUCAUCAGCUUCAAGGAGUCUUGAUAAGGGUUAGGGUAAGGGUUUCUUGACAAAGCUGCACUCCACCAAGCAUUAUUUAAAAGGAUAAGUGUAAUUACUCAAAUGUCAUUCAAAUGGACUGCCAUAUUCAAACUCUUCUAAGUAAAACAAUCAUGGGAGAAUAUUUUUAUCAGGUAUUGCUUCGUCAAUCCUUUUUUUUAUCUUUUCCCUUUUAUAUAAUCCAAUUGAUAAUACAAAUGACAUUUAAAUUGAUCGUCCUACUUUACUUGUUCUGUUGACACUUUUCUCUUAAACAAAUGUGUUGAUCCUGUUGUUUUAAUGUGAACAAUCCAAGGUCAGUAUAUAGCAAGUUAAAUCACAAUAUGCCGCAAUCUAUUAUAAUUGGCUUCUUUCUUUUUACUGCGAAAAGCUGUUGCAAUCGAUCAUAGUGCACCUCGAAUCAUAUCUAAACAAUAUUUCAAAUAAAGCAUUUAACCAUAAA
Molecule: messenger RNA, 1502 nt
Organism: Gadus macrocephalus (Pacific cod)
Lineage: Eukaryota; Metazoa; Chordata; Actinopteri; Gadiformes; Gadidae
Product: protein mono-ADP-ribosyltransferase PARP15-like
Exons: 3
Coding region: 443-1045 (200 amino acids)
Biological process (GO): negative regulation of gene expression
Cellular component (GO): nucleus; cytoplasm
Molecular function (GO): transcription corepressor activity; NAD+ poly-ADP-ribosyltransferase activity
Source: RefSeq, a predicted model, not a curated record